Molecule: messenger RNA, 470 nt
Organism: Dacryopinax primogenitus
Lineage: Eukaryota; Fungi; Basidiomycota; Dacrymycetes; Dacrymycetales; Dacrymycetaceae
Exons: 3
Coding region: 56-355 (99 amino acids)
Source: RefSeq, a predicted model, not a curated record
GUUGACUAAUUUUCAACACUUGCGACGUGCCCUUCACACAUCCUCGUCAAGCAGCAUGUCCAAAGUAUUCUUCGUGUACGCACCGGACUUCACCGACGAGGCGGCUCCGGAAAGGAGGAACAGUGUGCGCGCUGAGCACCUCAAGGUCGCUGCUGCACGCACCAACACGCUUUUGGGUGGACCGAUGGUUACGGAGGAAGGGAAGAUGACUGGAUCGACCAUGUUCAUCAAUGCGGACUCCGAGGAGAAGGUUCGUGCCAUAGUCGAGAGUGACAUCUACUACAAAUCCGGCGUGUGGGAUCCCGCGAAUAUUGCGAUAUGGUGGUACAGGCCUGCUGGACCUCCCAAGGUGUAAUGUUGCCCCUGAAUUCGAGCGUAGGGAGCUGAGUUGUAUGAGUGAUGUACUGGAAGGAAUAGCAAACGAGAAGGAAUUAGAAUUGAUCAUUACCCUUGUGAGGAGACCAUCUUCA